Messenger RNA from Aedes albopictus (Asian tiger mosquito), 1116 nucleotides. RefSeq lists its product as uncharacterized. NCBI's taxonomy places the organism in Eukaryota, Metazoa, Arthropoda, Insecta, Diptera, Culicidae. The record is from RefSeq and is a predicted model, not a curated record. The transcript has 3 exons. Bases 1 to 1116 code for a protein of 371 amino acids.
AUGGCUCAGCUGGAUUCAAACCGGCCGUCCGCUGGAACCCCGUCGUUCGAUACCGAUCGCCAGUGCCACGAGAUACCUCCAGACUGGCCUGCCGCCGGUGGUGAGCCACCCUACCCGCGGCCGGCGUUUACUUCCGACCAUCCGUUCGUCGAAUACUGGCCAGCCGCUGGUGUCGAAACUUCAAACCAGUUGCAGAAUUACCCUCCGUUCGGCCGAGCCACCGAACUUCACCGAACCGGCCCCCUGCCGGUGCCCAGACAUCCUAAAUCACCAUCAUCGGUUCCGAUCCGGUCAGUAACCGGGUACCCUGUUCAUCGUUCGUCGUUGGAGGGCCUUCCCACACCGCUAGCUAGCACAUGUAAAACCGCAAAGCACGUAGCGUUAGCGGUACCGGUCCAACGAGUUGUCCCGCCCGGUCAGUCGACCAUUCUCCCGGAUCAUUCGACGGCAGUUCAAGAGAUUGUCAGUCACCGUUUACUCUCCGAGGCAAGCAUCAUCCAAGUCCCGGGCAUUCAUCCUCCGAACGCCCAAGGUCAAGCAAGCAUUGUGGCUGUAGUUUCGUUAGCUGGCUGCGAUCCGUUAGGAACAACAACAUUGACCAAUGCUGUUACCACCCCUCCGUUCGCUCAGUUGAUCUCAGCUCCAAAUCACGACGUCUUCCAGCAAGACAAGCAGAAACCAUCUCCGCCAUAUCCGAUCAGACGACAGCAUCCACCGACGAAUCAGUCAGGUCCAAAGGAUCCAGCGUUGUCAGAUGCGGAACCAUUGGUGGGACGUCAGGUUCCUGCCCAAGCCUAUGCUGAAGGAGAAGUUCAUGCAGGAGCAAUAGGUUCGCAGCAACAGAAGGUGCCCCAGCAAGUCCAACAGCCUAAUCAACCUUUCCGUCCCAAUACCGGUUACUACGUUCCGCCAGCCAUGAACCAGAAUACUCCAGCACAUCCAGCUGCAUCGUUUCCCGUACAAUGGCCACCAAAUGCUAAUGUGGGCUUCGUGGGUAAUCGAUACCCAAUGGUCAGCCAGCAUCCCGUGCCACCACCCAGCGCGUGUUAUCCCACAAGUUUCUACCAGCCACCAUACAAUGCUGGUCGGCCCACAGGUCCAAUACCGACUUGGUGA